Messenger RNA from Paramuricea clavata, 241 nucleotides. Lineage: Eukaryota; Metazoa; Cnidaria; Anthozoa; Malacalcyonacea; Plexauridae. The record is from the annotation of a GenBank genome assembly.
AUGGAUGUUUUGUUACCUGUCGAUUGUUUACUUUUAUCUCAUUUAAAAUUGUAUGUGUUAGGUGAAUUUCAUGAAGUUGAUUGGGAUAAUAAUUGUGAUGAAUAUGGUGAAUUUUGGUUUGAAAAUGGUGAUAUUUUUUAUGUAGAUGAUACAAUCUUACCAUAUAUAGAUGCAUUGGAGGAAUAUACAAAAUAUCAAGAAGAAAAUUUCUAUACAGACUUACCCUAUGUUAAGGAGAUAU